This is a messenger RNA of Rotaria socialis, 1968 nucleotides long. NCBI's taxonomy places the organism in Eukaryota, Metazoa, Rotifera, Eurotatoria, Philodinida, Philodinidae. The record is from the annotation of a GenBank genome assembly.
AUGUCAAUGCCACUGUUUGAAGCCUGUGAAAAAGGCGAUAUCAAUCGUGUGAAAUCCUUAAUCGAAGGAAAAUGUCAUAUCAAAAGAGUCAAUGAACAAGGUCGUACAGCACUUCAUUAUUGUUGCGACAAUACAACCAUAGAUUGUGCUCGUUUCGUAUUAAAUGAUGAGUUAAUAAAAAAAAAGAUUCUUGAUCUACAAGAUAAAGAAGGUUGUUCAGCACUUCAUUUAGCUUGUAUAAAUGGGAAUCAAGUUAUGGUAAAAUAUCUUUGCGAACAAGGUGCAAAUGUUAAUUUACUUGAUCAUGAAUCUCGUUCUGUUAUACAUUGGAUAGCAGUCUGUGGACAUCUUCAUCUUUUCGAUAUUCUACUUAAAUAUAAAGCACCUGUGCAUACACCUGACAUUCACGGAGCUUUCCCUAUUCAUUAUGCAUCACAAUUGCGUGGUACUUCUGUUGGUACAGAUUCAGCAAUUCAUUCCGACAAAGGUUUGGCUAUUUUACAAAAACUCAUUGAUUGUAAAGUGGAUAUUAAUGGCACCGAUGAACAACAGCGAACACCAUUGAUGUGGGCUGCUAGUGCAGGUGCUGUUGAUGAACUACGUUUACUAUACAAAUAUGGUGCCGAUCAAUUACAUGUCGAUAAAAAUUCCCUAUCUGCACUUCACUGUGCAGCUUGUGGUGGUCACGCUGAUUGUAUUCGAAUGUUAAUAGAAUAUUAUCGAUGUCCAGUAGAAGGCGUAGAUAUCAACGGUUGGACACCAUUAUUUUAUUCUAUUACAAAUAAUCAUCCGAGUAUAUGUCAAUUAUUACUUGAUCUGGCAGCAAAUCCAAAUCAUAAAGAUCAACGGGGUCGAACACCAAGUCAUUGUGCCGUAGCGGAAGGAAAUCUUGAUUGUUUAACAAUUUUAAUGAAGUCUAGUGCAAAUAUAUGGUUGAAAAAUAAACGUGGUGAUUAUCCAAUACAUGAAGCAAUCAAUACUAUUUCAACUAACAAAAGUCGUAAUCAAACAACUAAAACUGAACAGAUUUUCGCUUGUAUUCGAUAUAUUUUUCAAUUAAAUCCAAAUAAAAUUAAUAUUCAAAAUGACGACCGUCGAACUCCUCUUCAUUUAGCAGCCAGUUUAGGCGAAAUCGAGAUAUGUGAAAUUUUAAUUGAAUGCGGAGCAAAAGUCAAUUCGCUUAUACAAACUGUAGCCGAUGAUUAUAUGACUCCAUAUGAUCUUGCACGGUUCAACCACCACGAAGCAUGUGCUAAUUAUCUUAUUUAUAAACAUGGAGGUCAAUAUGGAGCUAAACUCGCAAAUGUUUUCGCUCGACGUAUUCAAAAACAUUAUCAUCAAUAUAAAUUACGAAAAACUAAGCCAACUAUUGAACAUGAAAAAUUGAAUAAUAAGACAAAGAAUAUGUUACACAAGAAAAAACAUAGUUGCCCAGUGAUUGCAAGAGCCAAUUCAAAUAAUAAUUUACUCAAACAAGCAAAAAUCGGUUUAGAUAAGAAAAAUGAGAAUAAUUAUUUGAAAGUUGAUUCAGUAAAUCUAAAUACAGAUGACUCUCUACAAGAUGAAGAUAAUCUACAAGAUCGUCGGCGUCUGUUUAUGAAAUCAAAAGCAACAACAUCAACACAUGACAGUGAUGAUUCAAGAGUGGAUCCAACGAAUAAAAUCAUUAUACAAACAUCGAAUUCCGUUGCAACCUAUAAUAAAUUAUAUGAUCGACGUAAAAUAAUCGUUGAAGAAUUACAUAAAUUAAGACAAGCAAGAAUCAAUAAUAAUUAUAUUGUUAUUAAUCGAUCAUUAUAUAAAAUUCUGAUCGAAAAUGCUUUUAAUCCACAAAAUCGCAGUGCAGAUGAAAUUGAAAAGUAUCUUGAUACAUUAAUAUCAAGUUAUGAUUCAGAACUAGAAGCAAUAAGAAAACGUACCAAUAGUGUACCAACGAAGCAAAGUCGUCGAACAUCACUUAUGUUCUAA